Molecule: messenger RNA, 2424 nt
Organism: Naumovozyma dairenensis CBS 421
Lineage: Eukaryota; Fungi; Ascomycota; Saccharomycetes; Saccharomycetales; Saccharomycetaceae
Gene: REB1
Product: DNA-binding protein REB1
Exons: 1
Coding region: 1-2424 (807 amino acids)
Biological process (GO): regulation of DNA-templated transcription
Cellular component (GO): nucleus
Molecular function (GO): DNA-binding transcription factor activity; transcription cis-regulatory region binding
Source: RefSeq, a predicted model, not a curated record
AUGAUAAACAAAGAAAAAGAGAGGAUCUCUUCUUCACCAGCCCGAUCACCCAAUGAAAACCAGAAUUCUGAAUCUGUCGAAGAAGCAGUUUUGAAAUAUGUAGGUCUACAACAGCAAUUGUUACAAUACGAGCAAGAUAAACAUCAACGAGAACCGGAAGAUGAACAAGACCAAGAACAGACCAAUACCAAUGACAAUACCCGUGCUACUACUCUAAGUACUACCACUAAUGCUGCUGCUGCUAGUGAUGAUGAUGAUGGUAAGUUGCAUGCUAGCGAGAACCAAAAUGACCGUAUCGAGUCAUUAGCUUCCUUGCCAGACCAUGGGAAUGAAAGCUGGCAAAACGAUACGGAUGUCACGAUGGCUGCUGUAGCUAAUGCGUUCGAAAAAAACAGGAAAAGAUUCCAUGCUUUACAAGAUUCUGAUUACACAACAACCCACGACGAAAAUACUACUACUAGUGUUCAGAAAAAGGCUACUACCACUAGGAAAAAAAUCAAGCUUGAAAAACAAACAACUAAGAAUCAUGAGAUCCAACAACAAAAUGACAUGAAUAUCGUGGCUAAUACCGCCACUAGUACUGUAAUGGUUGAUCCUGCAUUGGCCACUUUGGAUCAUAAUCAUGAUGAAGAAAGAAGAAGAAACUAUGAAUUAGUCAAUAAGGCAAUAUUAGACACUGACACAAUCUCUCAAAACGCAGAUUUUCAACAAUACUUGAAUACCGAAAAGAUUUCUAAACAAGACGAUGAGAACCAUAGCAAUAAUCAUCGUCGUCGUCGUCAAAUAGAUUUAGGUGUCAACUUUGAACUGCCAGAUGUACUCGAUUCUAAAGGCUCUAACCAUGAGCAAACGUCAUCUGCUGAUAAAGAUGAUAAAAAAACGUUUCAAAAUGAGGCAGAAGAAGAACCUGACCAAACUGAUAAACGAUCCUCAUCUGCGACACGUGCACAUAUGACUGAUAGAAUGGUUGAAGAACAUAAUAUUGAACGAUUGACUUCAACAUUGCCCGAUAUACCAAGUCCUAGCCAAUUUCAGCUGGAAAUAGCGCUACAACAACAACAGCAACAACGACAACACCCACACCAGCAACAUAUUCAUCGUCCAUAUCAUUCCAUUGAAGACGAACAAACGCUCAAAUUGUUAGAUGAGGCAGUAAAAAAAGCAUCAUCAUUAAUUGACGUUACGACAAGAAGCUCUAAAACAAAGUCAUUUAACAAACUCGAGGAUGUUGCAUUAGAAACUUUCGUGGCAGCUUACGAACAAAUUGAAGGCAUAACCAGAAAUCAAGUCUGUCAAAGAAUUUGGAGUAAUGAUCGACCAAGAGAUAAUUUUUGGAAUAAUAUUUAUAAAGUUUUACCAUAUAGAUCAAACUCUUCCAUUUAUAAGCAUAUGAGAAGGAAAUAUCAUAUUUUUAACCAACGUGGGAAAUGGACCGAAGAAGAAGAAAGACAACUGGCUGAACUUUGUAAAGACAAAGAGGGUCAGUGGUCUGAAAUUGGGAAGAUAUUAAAUAGAAUGCCAGAAGACUGUCGAGAUAGAUGGAGAAACUAUGUUAAAUGCGGGAGCAAGAGAGCUUCUAAUAAAUGGUCUGAAGAGGAAGAAAGUCUUUUAAAGAAAAUCAUAACUGAUAUGUUGUUAGAGGCAGAACUGAAAAGGACCCAAGAGUUAAAUUCUAACGAAAAUGAAAAUGAAAAUGAAAAUGAACAGACUUCUCAACAACAACUCUCAGGCAUAGAUCAUAAAGAGGCCGCUGAUGAAAGGGAACAAGACGAACAUGAAGCAAGAAAUGACAUUGUCGAUAAUGCACAAGUAGACACCGAAUUACAACAGCAAGACCAGGAUGAACACCAACAAGAACCUAACUAUCAAAAUGGAGAAGAAGCUGGCAUAUAUAACGUAGGGAACCAGGACAACAAUGGUGCUACCGAUAUCUUGAAAAAUAAAAUGAAUAAUGAUGAACUUUCAGCCUUAGAUUUACUGGAAACACCAGCUGAAACUAAUAGUGCUACAUUACCUCAAUCGAAUAAAAUAAAAGAAAUUAAAAAGUUCCCAGGGUUGAAUUUCAAAGAUGUUAUCAAUUGGACAGUAAUUAGUGAGAGAAUGGGAGGAACAAGGUCACGUAUCCAAUGUCGUUAUAAAUGGAAUAAAUUAGUUAGAAGAGAUGCAAUAAAUAAUCUCCAGCAUAUCACUAAUGAAGAAAAGAGAUGGCUAUUCGGUAAGAUAUUGGAUUUGGGUUUUACAGAAGAAUCUCAAAUAAAUUGGGAUGAACUAUCAAAUUUAAAGCCUGGGAUCAAAUGGAGUGGAUUAGAAUUGAAGCUAUGUUAUGAAAGAUCGAAAAAAUAUGUAAGAGAUGGCAAAACAAAAAAUGUCGGCGAUCUUUGUAAAGAAUUAAUUGUUUCACGUGAACUGAGCGAUUCUAUAUGA